GAACGUCACCCUCGUUUCCGUUUUCUUGUCAGGCCAGUUUCCGGGCCCGCCAUGAUGUUCAGAAGACAACGAGGAGCAACUGAAAGACCGUCGAAAUGGAUGUUAUGGAUUUAAACAACGAAAAUUAUAGUUUAGAAAGAGAUAAUUACCGUCGUUUUGGAUAAGAAACCUAAGCUAACUGGUUAUUAAAGUGUUUAUUUCCAGUGGCCGUUUUCUAACCAGUUAACUAGUUAGUGUAAAAUAAGGUUAGCUGCGGGUAAUGUUUUUGUUUUGACUGGUAGGUACACGGACCAAGGCCGCAGAUCUCCUUCUCUCAUCGUAGGUCACACAAGGAUCAACAUCGUUUCCUGCGUGGACUGCAACUCCGAAAAGGAUCGUUUGAGGACUUUAUUUUAUUUGGACGUUUGAUUUUUUUUCCUCCCCCCAGACGGAUUGAAGAUUUUUUUUUAGGACUUUGCGCCGUUUUACGGCGGAAGAAAGCGACGCUUACGGGCCUCGCAUGGACUCCUAACCGCGACCCCGGUGCCGCGCUGCUUUCCGCAGCUACAAGGCCCGUUGUUUCCGCGAGAGAGACUCUACUGACUGUAUUAAUAACCGUGAAAGAAAAACCCCGUAAUGGACACUCGAGGAACUGUACUUUUUCUUGUGUUUUACCGGACACUUAAUUAACGAACUGACCGGGUUAUUAAAGACGCUGCUUGCUGGUGUCCCGGUCUGUCACUACUAGUAGUUUGGUGUCUUUGACACAAACAGCUACAAGGACUAUCUGUGAAUACUUCCUCUUAGUUCAUUGCCUGUUUUCCCUUCGAUAUUAUCUUAUUAUAGAAUAAUCUGGUAGCUUCCCCCACCUUCAGUCUCAGAUCGUAUCUACUACUGGUUAUUGUUAUUUCUUAACUAACGUGUUGUUUUCCCCCUCCUUUGUCUUUGAGUUUGAGUUUUUUAAGUGAUUAGUUGUGAGAAUGUCGUGUGUUCAUUAUAAAUUCUCGUCCAAACUGGACUACAACACCGUGACCUUUGACGGGCUGCACAUCACCCUGGCCGAGCUGAAACGGCAGAUUAUGGGCAGAGAGCGACUCAAAGCCACCGACUGCGACCUGCAGAUCACCAACGCACAGACCCGUGAAGAAUACACUGAUGAGGAGGUUCACAUCCCCAAACACUCGUCAGUGAUCGUCAGACGCACCCCCAUCGGGGGGGUCAAACCAGCAGGCAGAACGUUCAUUGUUGACCGUUCUGACAUGGCUGCUGGAUCCUCCAGACCCACCGACUCUUCACCGUCCGUCUCCCUGGCCCAGCUCUCUAAGACUGCCAACCUAGCGGAGGCCAAUGCAUCAGAGGAUGACAAGAUCAGAGCCAUGAUGUCCCAGUCCAACAGUGAAUAUGACCCCAUACAUUACUCUAAGAAGGCCAUAGGACCGCCUCCUGCACAUUACACCUGCUAUCGCUGUGGCAAGAACGGACACUACAUCAAACACUGCCCCAUGCAGAUGGAUAAGAGCGUAGAGGCUCCUAAGCCAAUCAGGACCAGUAAGGGCAUCCCUCAGAGCUUUAUGGUGAAGGCUGAACCAGGAACUAAAGGAGCCAUGUUGACCAGCACUGGAGAAUAUGCUAUUCCUGCUAUAGACGCGGAGGCCUAUGCUCUGGGGAAGAAGGAGCGUCCCCCGUUUGUUCCCCGUGAAGCGUCAUCGUCCGAAGAUGAGGCUGAUCCAAUCCCUGAUGAGCUGCUCUGCCCCAUCUGUAACGACCUGAUGAAUGACGCUGUGGUCAUACCCUGCUGUGGUAACUCCUACUGCGACGACUGCAUCAGGACCAGUCUGCUGGACUCAGAGGAACACACCUGUUUCACCUGCAAACAGUCUGACGUCUCACCUGACGCUCUCAUCGCUAACAAGUUCCUACGACAGGCAGUGAAUAACUUUAAGAAUGAGUCUGGUUACACCAAACCAGCACGAAACAAAACCCUGCAGCAGUCUGCCCCGCCCCCAGCACGGCCUCAGCCAUUCAGAACCCUCGGCUCACGCCAGCAGGACCCCCUAUUGGCCAGCACUCGCCAGCAGGACCCCCUAUUGGCCAGCACUCGCCAGCAGGACCCCCUAUUGGCCAGCACUCGCCAGCAGGACCCCCUAUUGGCCAGCACUCGCCAGCAGGACCCCCUAUUGGCCAGCACUCGCCAGCAGGACCCCCUAUUGGCCAGCACUCGCCAGCAGGACCCCCUAUUGGCCAGCACUCGCCAGCAGGACCCCCCAUUGGCCAACGCCUCUCGCCCCCCAGCCUCCCUCACUCCUCCUGUCACCCUGACACACAGCCUGCCCAUUCAGACCCCACCGACGGGACCGCCUGAGGUGUCAAUCUCUCCUGACCCCGCCCCUGAACCACACCGGGCGGAGCCACGGCACUUGGCCAAUCACAACGAGCCACCGCCGCCAGGUGAGAUGGAGGCGGGGCCUUACAUGGUAUCAGAGCCACCAAUCAGAUCAGCCGACAGCGGACCUCAGGGAUACCACAUGCCUAUGAUUGGUCACCCUCCACCCAUAAGGCCCUCCCACCCAUCAGGUCCACCUCCACAGCCCUCCCAUUCCCACAGAGGAGGACCCAGACCACCUUGGGACAGACCCUACAGACCUCUUUCUGACCACGUUCCCCCCCCACGCCAUCCCCUUCCUUCCGCCCCGGGCCCAGCCCCCCACCUCUACCCGGGCCCUAACCUCUACCACCCUCCCCCCAACCCCCACUCCAUCCCGCCCCAGUCCUACCCCCCUCCCUACUCCACCGGGCCCCCUCCCCCUGUUAACUACCCCCCUCAGCCCCACUACCCACACGGCCAGAUGCCUCCAGGGGUUAAUGCCCCCUGGGUUCCCCCUCCCAACACCCAGCCCCACUCGCUGGGCCCCCCGCCCCUCCUGUCCUCCGGACCCCCCCUCUCCAAGGAGGACUUCUACAGACAGAGGAGACUCCAACAGGAACAGGUAACGUCCAAGCUGGAUGAGUUCACUAAAGACUUUGCCAAAGAGCUGAUGGAAUACAGACCUGCUCCCAAGAGACGGAGACGCUCCUACUCCAGGUCUCGUUCCUACAGUCGUUCUCCGUUCAGCCGUUCACCCUACUCCCGAUCUCCUCGCUCCCGCUCCAGGUCUUACUCGUACACCCCCAGUCGUUCCCGCUCCCGUUCCAGGUCUUACGGACGCUCCCCCUUCGCCAGACGCAACGGAGGCCGGGGAGAACGCAGCCGCUCCUACGGCCGCUCGCCACGGUCCCGCUCACGCUCCCGUUCCUACGGCUACCGUCGCUCCGGCUCUCCUCGCUCCCCUCCGCCUUACCGUGGUGGUGGUGGGGGGGGCUGGGAAGGAGGAGACGGAGCUGAAGGAGGAGGAGGGGGGUAUCGGCCCAGGUCUCGCUCCCCGGGGGGCUACAGGAGGAGCAGGAGUCCUGGAGGGUUUAGAGGUCACCAUAAGCCCCCCCCUCGAGAGCCGGCUCCUUACGAGCCCAAAGGCGGACCUGACCUGUCUCCCGGGGGCAGGGAGCGCUGGGAGAGAGACAGCUACAGACAGUGGGAGAAAGAGUACAGGGACUGGUACAACAAGUACUACAAAGACUACAGUACCCAGCAUGCCUCGGUGCACCACCGCGGUGGCCGGGGCAGCAGAGAGAGGGACCGCCUCACCCCUCCUCCCAGAGACUACUCCCCCAGGGGCGGUAAGGAACGCACGCAGGGGGGAACCAAAACGUCAGAGGGCGGAACUAAAACUCUGAAAGGGAAGAAACUGAAGAAAAAGAAGAACGGGGAGGAGCUGGAUUCAGCCGACCAAUCGCUGGACAGGGGAGACGCCACACCCGUCAGGGACGAGCCAAUGGAUGAUCUCCACACCCUGACUCCUAGCAAAGCCCCACCCACCUCCACCAAGGCCUCGAGCAAUAAGGCAGCGCUGCUGUCCGGUAAAACCCCUCCCACCUCGUCCGGCCAAUCAGAGAAGAGCAGGAAGGAGAAGGGGGGUAAGGUGAAAGUAAAGACGGAGGGAAAGGUGAAAGGGGAGAAGGUUAAGAGGAAGACGGGAGGAGAGGCGACGGUCACAGCCUCUAAGAACAAAGAGUCUUCAGCCGCUAAACCAACCAAAGCAUCCAAGGUCAAACCGGACGAGCCAAUCAGGAGAGAGAAGGGACGGAGCACCCCUACUGUUCGAGGAGGUUUGGCUAAACUCCCCCUGACCCGCCCCCUCCCCCCUCACCCCCACGACCUCCCUAAACACCUGGGCGACGCCCGCGGGGGAAGGAGAGAUCCCAUUCACAGUGUCGGGCUACGCCCCCCUGGUCGCCCCCUCCAGCCUGCACCUCCCUCACCAGCAGAGAAGAGGAGGAGAGUGGAGGAGAGGGAAAGGGGGAGGGGGAUGGACAGAGGGAUGGGGGGGCCCCCGGCUAAGCUCCGCCGCGCCGAGGGUCCGUACCCCCCGAGAGGACUUCCUGCCAAGCCUUCCCUCCUCCUGAACCUGGCAUGCAGAGAGUCGGAGGCGGACGGGCUGCUGCCCACCCCAGGGAGCUCUGAGGCGGGCAGAAGAGAGAGUGACAGGGGGUCUAUCUGGCCUCUCAUGGGUCUGCAGGUCAAACCCUUCCCCCAGAGGAGAAUCAAACUGAACAGAGACCUGGGUAGGAACAGCAGUAUGGCCCGCCCAGAGGAGAGACCAGCUCCAGUUGCUAAUAUCACCACUACUAUCACCUCUACUGGAGAGAGGCCUGCUGGUCCCGAGAGAGGAGGAGCAGAGAGGGAUGGAGCGACGGAGAGGGUGGCGGUGAUGGUGGAGCGGAGGUCGUCUGGCGAGAGGUCAGAGGUCAGGUCUGUUAGGUCAGAGAGGCCGUCAUCAGGGGAACGUUUGCCGGAGAGAGGAGGAGGAGGAGGAAGGUCAGUCUCUCUAGACCGCAUGACCAUCGCGGAACGCUCGGCCAUCGCUAAGAAACCUGAUGUCACCGUGGAGAGAACAGAGAGCGAGUACACGCCGCCCGCUGAGAGAGAGAGACCAGCGGAGAGCUCCAAGGAGAGAGAGAGACCAGCAUCAGCCCAGACUGGCAGGUCAUCAUCCAGGGAGAAGUCAGCCACCAGGGAACCGAAAGGAGAGAAGACCUCGUCCUCCAUAGACAGACCUGCCUCUAUAGGGGAGCGAGUGGCAGGGUCCCAGAGAGAGACUGUCGCUGAAGACAGAGCGGCAGCGGUGGUCGUGGUGAAGGAGGGUUCUGGGAAGACCAGAAAGAUCAGCAGAAAGAGUUCUGAGCCCACGACCCACCACUCAUCAGACCACUCUGUCACUUCAACUGGCAGCAGCAGGUCUGAGCCGAGCCAGAGCCAGGGUGCUGUGUCAAAACCACGGGACCUCCAGACCCAAAGGAGACCCAGUCCCGUCCAGUUCCCCAGCCCAGGCAGGGAGAGGAGGGACCGUGGGACCGGAGGAGUCCUCAUCCAGCCUCCACCCCGGUCCAAGUGGGAGAGAGAGGAGGAGGAGGAGGAAGAGGAGCAGCACUCAGCGUCCAGGGAGAAUGGGGCGUUGGCGGUUUCCUCCUCUGUGCCCAGAGACGCUCUGAGGAGAGAAGUCUCACCAGCACCGCCUAGUGGCCAAGGCAGGGAGGUGCAGGGUAGUGUCUCUAAAACAGCCAACACUGAGGGGAGGAGAGGGAGGGAGGAGGGGACUAGAAGGAGGGAGGAAGGCAGAGGGCUUAAAAAGGGGCAGGUGAACUUUAGAAAACCAGCUAAGACCGAAUCCAGAGGAGUGAAGGAGGAAGGAAGAGGGGGAGGGAGGGAUGAGAGUCGAGGGGCGGGGCCUGAGCCAAGGCGACAGCGCCUGUGUUCUGACCUGGGUAGAGAGACGGACGAGGCAGCCUUCGUCCCCGACUACAGCGAAGGGGAGGGGUCAGACGGGGAGCCGAGGCAGUGGCCUGAGCCAUAGCC
Messenger RNA from Oncorhynchus masou masou (cherry salmon), 5929 nucleotides. RefSeq names its product E3 ubiquitin-protein ligase RBBP6-like. The record is from RefSeq and is a predicted model, not a curated record. Gene Ontology annotation, biological process: ubiquitin-dependent protein catabolic process; protein ubiquitination. Gene Ontology annotation, molecular function: nucleic acid binding; zinc ion binding; ubiquitin protein ligase activity. The coding region runs from base 960 to 5927 and encodes 1655 amino acids. The transcript has 19 exons. Lineage: Eukaryota; Metazoa; Chordata; Actinopteri; Salmoniformes; Salmonidae. Gene Ontology annotation, cellular component: nucleus.